AUGGAGGAGGUAGUUGAGAAUAUCGAGGGAGAAGAUGAUAUUUCUUAUCCAUUGGCUGAUCCAACGCAGAUAGAUUCCAGGAAAAAGAUAAUUGCCGACAAAAGCGCGAUUGUUGGUGAUGACAGAUUAUGGCCAGGAGGAGUCGUUCCUUACACCAUCGACAAAGGAAUGAUGAUUCCGUUAGUUCAUGUUAUAGAUCCUGGAAAUUCAGUUUUGCCUUGUGGAUUACCUCAAACCUUCUUCCAGUCGACAUUCCAUGGAGCGUUCUAUUAUUACAAGAAGAGCACGUGUAUUCGAUUUGUUCCAAGAACCAAUGAAACAGACUACAUCAGAAUUUUCCCAGGGCAAGGCUGCUAUUCUCACGUGGGCAGAACUGGUGGUCAACAACCUGUUUCCAUCGGACAAGGCUGCAACUGGAUGGGGACAGUUAUUCACGAGCUCGGACAUGCUUUAGGAUUUUACCAUGAGCAAAAUAGGUCGGACAGAGACGAAUACUUAAUAAUCUACUGGGAAAACAUCAAAGAAGGUUUAGAAGAUCAGUUUUUCUUAUUAACACCUCAACAAAACCGACUUCUGACGGACUUUGAUUACGAUUCCAUUAUGCUGUAUGGAGAAUAUACUUUCUCCAAACAAAGAGGCGUUCUCAAAACCAUGGCUGCCAAAAAGGGGAACAAGCGUCUACUGGAGGUAACGCAGAAAGGACAACUGAGUAAAACGGAUAUUGUGAGAAUAAAUAUGUUAUAUAAAUGCAAUGAAAAAAAGACACAAUAAAAUAUGAAUUCGUAAUUUUGCAGCUU
This is a messenger RNA of Stegodyphus dumicola, 797 nucleotides long. RefSeq lists its product as uncharacterized. NCBI's taxonomy places the organism in Eukaryota, Metazoa, Arthropoda, Arachnida, Araneae, Eresidae. The record is from RefSeq and is a predicted model, not a curated record.